GCAUCCCUAUUUUUCUUGUUUAAUUUGCAAAACACACGUGUAGAUCCAAAGCGGGCUGUUUUCUAACUUGGAUUCCGGAAUAUUUAGUUCGGACAAAUGGAGCCAGAAUCGGUUGUUCAAGAUAUUCCAACACUGGACCCUGCUGGUGCGAAAGAUGGAUGUAAAACAACAGAUGAGGGCACUGAUAAAACCAACGACGUUGAGAAAGAGGAUGAGUUUGCUUAUCUUGACGCUACCGGCUUUACAUCCGAACGCUUCAAAAUUGAAAUAAAGAAUCUGCCGAAGUAUUAUGGCAUUAGUGAAAUGAAGAAGCUGUUGAACGUAAAACUAAAGCUUUCAACAAACAAAAUAAAGAUAAUGCGACCAGGGUGUCCCUUUAUUUUUGUUUGCUUUCGAGAUGAAUCCGCUCGACAGGCGGCUAUUAAGGCAUUAGAUGGUUUCAUGUGGAAGGGCAAGAAGUUACACGCAAUCGAAGCAAAACCAUCCCCUGACCCGUUGGUCAAGCGAAGAAACGAAUCCGCCGGUGACGUAGUGAACAUCAAGAAGAGGAGAACUCUCGAAGAAUCGGUCACUGCUCUGUCGUACCUUAGUUACGAAGACCAGCUGAAGCAAAAACAAUCCGAGAUGAGGAAUGUAUUAACAUCUUUCGGUAACGAAGCUUGGCGCUCCUGUUCUUCUCUGAGGCCUUACAUUGAAGCGCAAAGGAAAGAACAUGAUGGGCUUCCCUGCCAACUUGAGGAUAUUCGUGCAUCCCCGAAAACGGAUGGUUACAGGAAUAAGUGCGAGUUUUCAAUUGGUAAAAAUGAGCACGGCGAAAUUCGAGUGGGUUUUCGCGUAGGAAGCUAUUCAAAUGGUUUCCUUGAAGUGGAAUCCCCCAAGAAUUUGAAAAAUGUCUCGGAUUCAAUGAAAUAUACAGUUGAGCUUUUCGAGGAAUACGUUCAGCAGUCCAAGUAUGAAGUAUAUAGUGCGGAGACAUACAAAGGCUAUUUCCGACAGCUGACUGUUCGAACAUCGACUGAUACUGGUGAGAUUAUGGUUGUCGUUGGUAUUCAUCCGCAAUCUCUAAGUAAGGAGGAACUGCAGGAGUUGAAAGACAGUCUGGUUCAAUGCUUCUCGACGGAGAAAGCUAAGGAAAUCGGAAUCAGUUCAAUAUACUUUGAACCAAUGGAAAAACGAAUGCCAGGACAGAAUGUAAAUUCUGUAGAACAUCUUUAUGGAGAGACACAUAUAGUUGAUGUUAUUCAUGGGCUCCAAUUUCGUAUUAGUCCAUUAGCUUUCUUCCAAAUCAACACUCCUAGUGCUGAGGUUUUAUAUCAAUGUGCAAUCGAUAUGGCACAGCCCUCGAAGCAAACAAGUAUUCUAGACAUUUGCUGUGGCACUGGGACGAUUGGACUUUGCUUCGCCAAACAUUGUAAACAGGUUCUGGGGGUCGAGAUAAUUCCACAAGCUAUUGAAGAUGCGCAGUACAAUGCAGAUCUCAAUAAGGUGGACAACUGUAAAUUUUACGCUGGAAACGCUGAUGAUCUUCUCACGUGUUUGAUUCGAAAUGCCAACAUUCAACAAGAUGAAAGUUUGGUAGCGAUUGUGGAUCCUCCCCGCGCUGGACUACAUAUACGUUCAAUCGCUCAAUUGCGAAAUGCUCGAGGACUCGAUCGUUUGAUCUACGUGUCAUGUUCGCCAAAAAGCGCAAUAAAGAAUUGGAUCGAUUUGAUGCGACCUUGCUCGAAGGAAUUACGCGGGCUUCCGUUUGUUGCCAAGAAGGCCAUCCCGGUGGAUAUGUUCCCACACACGCCCCAUUGUGAAUUGUUGAUCCUGUUUGAGCGCAAAACCGAACGAGAUGGAUCGGAUAAGGCAUUAUCAACGUCUGAAAACAAAACGAAUGAAGCCGACGAAGAAGAGCUCAAUUCGCAAACUCCGACAAAUGAGAGUGAAUCGACGGAAGAGAAGAAUGGUAACGUGCAAUCAACGGCGGGUAGUCCGGAGAAGAUUGAAGAAGAAAGUAAUAAGCAAGUUGGAUCAUAAAUUUUGUAAAACAUACAAUUUUUGUAAUAAACUGUAAUAAAGUGGAACGAUUUCACCCAAA
Molecule: messenger RNA, 2083 nt
Organism: Toxorhynchites rutilus septentrionalis
Lineage: Eukaryota; Metazoa; Arthropoda; Insecta; Diptera; Culicidae
Product: tRNA (uracil-5-)-methyltransferase homolog A
Exons: 4
Coding region: 97-2022 (641 amino acids)
Biological process (GO): RNA processing
Molecular function (GO): nucleic acid binding; RNA methyltransferase activity
Source: RefSeq, a predicted model, not a curated record